Molecule: messenger RNA, 459 nt
Organism: Mucor velutinosus
Lineage: Eukaryota; Fungi; Mucoromycota; Mucoromycetes; Mucorales; Mucoraceae
Exons: 1
Coding region: 1-459 (152 amino acids)
Source: RefSeq, a predicted model, not a curated record
AUGGCAACUCACAGAUCAAAAAAGCGAAAAAGAACACCCAGCCAUGCAACGUGGUGUUUACAUCACGCCAGUUCUCUUUCUUUGAAAUCCUUAGUUCGCCACUUUGAAUUAUACGAUCGUCAAUACAGCCAGGCGCGUUAUCGAACUAUUCUUGAUAAGUAUUUUGAACAUGAUGCCAAAGCUAGCCUGUUAGCCGAACUCAAGCAAUGGAAUUUAUCUAUGGACAGCACUGAUUUCUGGAAGGAACAAGCCCGGUCAAAGGUGAUCUCGGAUACCCAUGCUUCCUGCUCAGUUCUUGUGGACCAGAUCAUUGUUGUGGAAGAAACACCUCACGUUGACCGCAGCAACGACUCUCCUUCCGCUACCACCUCCACCUCCAAUGCAAGCACUUCCCAGAAUGAAACCAACUGGGAAAAUACCAACAAGAACAACACCAGCAGCCACAGCAAUGCAACCUAA